GUACAUCUGAACACGUUUUCGCGAAGCUGUCAGCCAGGAAAGAUAGUUCCGCAUCGUUGUUUACCUCUGCAUGUCUACAGAAGGCUCUCUCGAAUUCUGAGAUUAGGACAAAGUGGAUUGAAAUACUAGAUCGGGAAAAUGAGAAUCUCUGAGAGAGGAUGGCACGCUGUUUACACGGUCCUCUGCAUUUGUGUGCACUCGGCGAGUCAGACCAUCAUCUACGUUACCAAUUCAGGAUUCAACGUCCCGGAAGUCAACGACCCAAGACAAGCUUUCAGGGCCACAUCCGCCGAACAGUUUUCCCCAGAGUUCAACUACCAGAGGAAGCUGAUCCCUAUAAAGGCGCCUCGCGUGACGCAGUUCGUCAUGCGGCCUUUGGAACCGGAUGCGGAGAUGCUACCAGCUCACUACACAGGCGUCAAACCGCCUGGAGUCGAUCACAUGGAACUGAAAUACGCGGAGUCGAAGGUCCUGAAGAAUGCACCUAGCAUUCAACCGUUAAAAGAGUCUGAUCAGAGAAGAGCUACUCAACAGAUAUCCACGAAGAACGAAUCACCAGUUGAGGAAGGUCGAGAAAUACUCCAGAGAGCGAUUUCUUACGAAAAGAGGCAGAAGGGUGACGAUCAAAAGUACAAGAAGAAGACCGAGUACAACGAGUCUGAAGGAAAAAGGAAGACACACACCGAACAAGAUAACGAUUCGAAUCACAAAGAAGAUCAGGCUAAAGAGAAGGCAGGAACAGUCCACGAGAACAAUAGACGCGAUGGCGUGCACCGCAAAGCCCUUGGAUUUCAUAAUGUUUAUCACAAGGACGAGCACAAGAAAGAUCACGACUUCUACGAUAACGAUGAUCAAGGUGGACAUUCCAAGAAACACGGCCGGUACAAUGAAAAACACGUUGCCACGGAGGGCUCGUUUAAGAAGGGUGGCAAAAAGGGCUCGAGCAUCGAUGAAGCCGAACACCGCAAGGAGGAAACAGCGAAGAACUCCCAAGCCGUGAGGGAAUCCAAAGGUCGCGAGGCUGGUCGCGGUUACGAUGGAUUCUUUAAAAACUUCCAGGGAUUCGCGAAACAAGCCGGCAAAAACGAGGGUGAAAAGUUUGGCUUCGUCGAGACAAAAGCACGUUAGCUUGCUUCGAUAGAAGUGUCGUAUUAUGUACAGGAUCUUUGUAGAGUAUAUUUUAUUUUAUUGUA
Messenger RNA from Hylaeus volcanicus, 1193 nucleotides. RefSeq lists its product as uncharacterized. The transcript is spliced from 3 exons. NCBI's taxonomy places the organism in Eukaryota, Metazoa, Arthropoda, Insecta, Hymenoptera, Colletidae. The record is from RefSeq and is a predicted model, not a curated record. Bases 139 to 1128 code for a protein of 329 amino acids.